Saccostrea cuccullata (small rock oyster) is the source of this 777-nucleotide messenger RNA. Its product is annotated as cartilage matrix protein-like. The record is from RefSeq and is a predicted model, not a curated record. Bases 76 to 777 code for a protein of 233 amino acids. The transcript is spliced from 5 exons. NCBI's taxonomy places the organism in Eukaryota, Metazoa, Mollusca, Bivalvia, Ostreida, Ostreidae.
UAUCUACACGCAUUAACUUCGCUCAGACAAAUCUGUAAGGAUUUUUGAAGUUCCUUCAAUGGGCAUACUUCAAACAUGAUGACCUGGCGUCCGGUUUUCGGACUGCUUGUUUGUGUAUGCCAUCUGGCCGUAUCACACGGGAAUGACAUCCAAAAUAAACAAUGUUCUCACCCAAUGGACAUUGUUUUUGUCUUAGAUGGAUCCGAGAGUGUUACACAUCAAAAUUUCAACAAAGUCAAAAAGUUCACUACAGACAUCGUCGAUCAGUUCAAUAUAGGCUUUAAAGACGUCCGCAUAGGUGUAAUAGAAUUUUCUACAUUUAUUGGUACAGUUAUCGAACUUGGACAAGUCAAUAACCCAUCAUUACUGAAUUUUCUCAUUAGCAAUAUCUCAAUGUCAAAUGUCGGGACUGGAACGCAUAAAGCAUUAAAACGCAUGCGUGACAUGUUUCGAGAAAGAGGCAGACCGGAAGUUCCUUACAUUGCAGUUGUGAUUACCGAUGGUCUCUCUGUAAGUCCAUAUUUAACAAAAGAGGAAGCGAGACGUGUUCACCAGGCCGGGGUUGUAGUGUUUGCUGUUGGAAUCGAGGGCGACAAAACAUUUCAAACGGAAUUGGAGUAUAUUUCUAGCAGCAAAGAUCAAGCUCUUCGCGUGUCCGACUUCGAUGCUCUUCCUGUUAAUUUGUCCUUGUCCAUAUGUUCUAUUGCAGCUCCUUCAUCAACACCAAGUACUACAGUCCUAACGUCCAGCAUAAUACCUGAUAGGAUAGAGAAUUAG